AUUAGUCCGAUAUACACAAAAUACGCCCGUAGUGCCGUUACAAAUCUCAUAUCAUAAUUGGGUAGAUUGCGCUUUUACGCAGCUGUAAUAAUGUGGUAAGCAUAUUUUAACAGGAUAAUCACUGUGGGGUUCCUCCGCUUCUUCGACCACAGAUUUUUAUACAACUUUUCAUUCGAAGACAAUAAAGUAACAGGGUAAAAUGAUAAUGUUACAAGCAUACACCUUGGUAUUUAUUUAUUUUAUUUUUUUUGCACAAACAUUUCUGGAAAGACAAAGCAAAGCAUAACCAACCAAAUGUUUAGUAUUACAACCAAGUUAAGUCAAGAUAGUGAAAUAAGGAUGCUUACCAGAAAAUCGUGAUGCAUGUUGGAAUAUCUUAUUUUCUUUUCACCCAGUCUUUACUCAAUGUCCAGUGCGGUAUAUAAUCCUCUUCUUUGUAUAAAAACAACAAUUUCAGUCCCUUAUUAAUAAUUCUCUGACUCAGCAAGAAAACCACAUUGAUAAAUGCUCCGUGUCCUGGCUAUCUGUAUGUUGAUAGUGUAUAUUGGCUUGCACACCAGAUUGGCACAUUUUGGAGUUCAUUAAUACUGAAAAUGCCUGCGCAAUGCUAUCCCCUUUUUUCCAUAUAUUAAAAAUUAUUACUUCAUUUAAUUGUUUUUGAUUACAUAGAUAUAAACAUCAGAAAAAUGUUUGUAGUUCACUAUAGUUUAUUUGCAUAUGAGGCACAGGUCAAAAAUCAAGUUUUUGAAUGGAUAUUUAUAUUCUGUGGCACAUCACAAAGCCCUGACACAGAAAAGUUAUUUUAAGUUUUUAUUCUUUAUGCUAAAAAGGGCUCCUCUAGAGUCUCAUUCAUUUUCCUAUGUGUAAAUUAAUUUUCUGCAGCUCAGAAAUAUGUAUAGACACCUUUGGUGUGGGAAACAUCUUUGGGGUGUUAAUUGAUGCAGUGACUAAUUUUAGCACCUGUAGUGAGAAAAUGCAUAGUUAUGUUUAGAUUAAAGUUUCUCAAAGAUGGCAAGACAUGAGCUGUGAGUCCCAAACCACCUGAAAAACUAAAACAUCUGUACAAUUUUAGUUUGUUAAUAGAGAAAUUAAUCAUUUGAUAUUAUAUCUAAUAAACUCAGAUUGUGCUUGGUCAAAUACUUUAUAGAAACUACAUACAAAAUGUGAAAUGAAUAUGGAAAAUAUGGUAUUUGGAAACAUGGUAUAUGGUAUAUGGAGUAUGGUAAAUGAAUAUGGAAAGGUAGAAAGAGGGAAUAUUAAUGUUCUUCCAUUAAUCUAUUAUUAUCCAGUUUUAAGCAUACACAGAACAUUAAUACUAAGCAACAACAAGCUAUUUAGUGGUUUACACAAGCAUUCAUGUCUGACUAUCAAUCAGCAAGUGCAAGAACUGAAGUGAAAAUACACUAUUGAAGUCAGUUGAAUACAUGGCAGUUUAUGCUAUUUGAAUUAACCGAGGCCAGUCCUUAAUUGCUAAGAGGUAUUAUGAAGGGAUCGAGGUUACAAAUGAUGCUGAUACUCUGUUAUAUGGAAAAGCUCUUAAGGGCGCUAUAAGCGAGGAUAAACCUGCACUGCCCCCUAUUGGAUAAUGCAGCUCCUUUCACCCAGAGGAAUUAUCAACUGGCCUGUCAGCAUUAUAGUCCAAAGAUAUAAAAAAAUGUAUUAAUAUGCAUGUAUGUAUGUGAGAUCAAUCAUGGCUAUAGGUCGUCCUCAUUCCAUUGUCUAUUAAUGUUAGGAUGUUCAUAAAAUUUGGGAAAUAUAUAAUGAAGAAUCGCUUCUAAGUAAUUCAAAGAAUUUUAUUGCAAACACUGGAUAUUUUUGUUUACCACUGGUAUUGAAAUCACUGUUAUUUCAUAAGUCCUUUGUUCGUUUUAAAUAACGUCGAGUCUAAUCCUACAACUGGAGAAUGCCAUAAAAUGACAUAAAAUGACAUUAUUAUUGUUCUGAUGUUUAUGUGAUACUCUAGACUACAUAUAGGCUAGACUACAAGAAUGUACACGUAUAGGAACUCAGCCAAAAAGUGAGAGCUGAGACAAUCAUGAAUAUUUAACCAAUUAUCAUGAAUAUUUCACCAACAUGCGCGGUGGGCGGGGACACCGGACGAACGAGAUACUCUAACCGGUCUCCGCCAUUCGCAUUAUUCUAUGCAGGCAAGAAGACCAAACAAGUAUAUUCCGUGGCAAUCGCAUCCGUACAACAAUAUUCUUUAAGAGUGAAGAAAAGGAUGCGCACCAGUCAUGUCAGAGGCGACGCUGUCCGCAACGGGGGUUCAAAUGCAAUACCAAACUUUUAUCGGCAACACAGGUUGCCAGAAUAAUUCUCCCCUAGAAUGCGUAUAAUAAAGGAUUUAAAGAAAAGGGGAGCGCAGAGAUGUCGGUGCCUUUACUGAAGAUUGGAGUUGUGCUCAGCACGAUGGCGAUGAUCACCAAUUGGAUGUCGCAAACGCUGCCCUCUCUUGUAGGACUGAACACAACGAAACUAAUCGCGGCUCCUCCAGGUGUACCGGACCGGAGCACAGGCGUGUUUCCUGCUAACCCUGAGGAGUCCUGGCAGGUGUACAGCUCGGCGCAGGACAGUGAGGGCAGGUGUGUGUGCACUGUGGUGGCUCCACAGCAGACCAUGUGCUCGCGGGACGCCAGGACCAAACAGCUGAAACAGCUCCUGGAAAAAGUACAGAACAUGACCCAGUCCAUCCAGACUUUGGAUCAAAGGACGCAGAAAGAUCUGGAGUAUGUUCAGCGGAUGGAGGUGCAGCUACGGGGCCUGGAGAACAGGUUUAAACAGGUGGAAGAGAGCCACAAGCAGAACAUUGCUAAGCAAUAUAAGGCCAUAAAGGCGAAAAUGGAGGAACUUAGGCCAAUGAUACCAGUGUUGGAGGAAUACAAGGCCGAUGCAAAAUUGGUAUUGCAAUUUAAAGAGGAGGUCAAGAAUCUGACGUCAGUGCUAAGCGAGCUGCAGGAGGAGAUCGGAGCCUAUGACUACGAGGAGCUCCACAGCAGGGUGUCAGAUCUUGAAGAGAGGCUCCGUGCGUGCAUGCAAAAAUUAGCUUGUGGGAAGCUGACAGGAAUAAGUGAGCCUAUCACUAUUAAGACAUCUGGAUCAAGAUAUGGAUCAUGGAUGACUGAUCCCCUGGCUCCUGAUGGAGAUACCAGGGUAUACUACAUGGAUGGUUACCACAACAACCGCUUUGUUCGUGAGUACCAGUCCAUGGCAGACUUCAUGAACUCGGAUAACUUCACCUCUCAUCGACUCCCUCACCCAUGGUCUGGCACAGGACAGGUGGUGUACAAUGGCUCCAUUUACUUCAACAAGUUCCAGAGUCACACCAUUAUUAAGUUUGACUUCAAGACAUCCACCAUUAGUAAGUCCAGCCAGCUGGACUAUGCUGGUUUCAACAACCGCUACCACUACUCAUGGGGUGGCCAUUCUGACAUUGACCUUAUGGUGGAUGAGGGAGGGCUUUGGGCAGUGUACGCCACCAAUCAAAAUGCAGGGAACAUCGUCAUCAGCAAGCUCAACCCAAUGACGUUGCAGGUCAUUAAGAGCUGGACCACCAACCACCCUAAAAGGAGCGCUGGGGAGGCCUUCAUGAUCUGUGGGACCCUCUACGUAACCAACGGCUACUCUGGAGGGACAAAGGUCUACUACGCCUUCCAUACCAACUCCUCCACCUAUGAGUAUAUUGAUAUCCCUUUCCAGAACAAGUACUCCCACAUCUCUAUGCUGGACUACAACCCCAAGGACAGAGCACUGUAUGCUUGGAACAAUGGACACCAGGUGCUGUACAACGUCACCCUGUUCCACCUUAUCCGCUCUGAGUAACUGUAGAGCUUAACACAGUGACCUUCUCUAUCCGUGUGAGACAUAGAUCUGAUGGAGUGCUAAAGAGUAGAGUAAUACCACUGAUUAUUCAAUAAAAGAAGACGUCAAAAUAUAUUCAGAGUAAUAUUAGGCAACAUUAUUAACAGCUGCCAAAUGAUUAUGCCUUUCUUUUUUAAAGAUCUGGACACUCGGUGCACAUUUUCUUUAGCUGAUUGUGUUCUGAAUUUUGUAAUGCAAAGUACUUGUAUAUUCUGUAGGAAGAGAUUGAAAAGGUGAGGUGCACAAGACAAGACAUUACUGUUUCUUUACUGAAUCAUAUCCUUUGUAUUAAGAGCAAUCAAAAAAAACUUUCAAGACCAACUAAAGAAAUGAAGGCACUGACUGUUGGAGGCACUCUGUAACAGUGAAAAAACAAUGUCAUUGUGAUCGUAUGAGUUUUAGAUUUUUUCAGUUUUGCAUGGUCAUUUUAAGCAUUAGGGUUCACAUGGUUGUAUGUAUUUCACAGUAAUAUGACACAUCUAUGAAAGGAGAGUAGAUUAGCAAUGGGUUUGCUGCAUUUUUUGCUGUUAUAAUUCUGUCUACGUUUUAUUUAAAUUAACUGUGUUUCUUCUUAAUUUGCUUGUGUUUAUAAUAUUUGAAGUUUUUAAUUGGUAGCUUGUUCUGUAAAAAAAAAGCUUAAAAGAAUCUAUCAAAACCAUAUCUCUAUGUCAGCAAAAAAAAAAAAAAAAGUAUUAUAUUAGAAAGUAUCAAAAUGUAUUUAUGAGAUAGCAAUGUAUACUUUGGAUGUAUUUCAGAAUUGACUUGAAUUUACAAGUCAUCUGUCUUUGUAGUUUAGAAGAGACUAAUGAUGGCAUCCAAAACUGUUGCACUUGCAUAUGUGUUGUUCCUGCAAUGUGAUUCAUAUCAAUAAAACCAUUCUUUAUUUUA
Electrophorus electricus (electric eel) is the source of this 4746-nucleotide messenger RNA. It is a transcript of the gene olfm1a, whose product is annotated as olfactomedin 1a. The record is from RefSeq and is a predicted model, not a curated record. NCBI's taxonomy places the organism in Eukaryota, Metazoa, Chordata, Actinopteri, Gymnotiformes, Gymnotidae. Gene Ontology annotation, biological process: signal transduction.